UCUGCCUUAUUCUCUGAUAAAAAUGUGGAAAAAGAUUACAUUUGGCAUUUCUGUCAGCAUUACCCAUGAUCCUCUGCCUCCUGAUCCAGGCCGCGCGCCCCCGCGGGUCUUCUCAUUGCGCUCACACCACUGUCCAGAUCCUGUCAAACGAGUCACCUGUCCGAACAUUGAUACACCUGAUUUACCGAACCCAAAGGCACUUUUAAGAGCCAACCUCUAUCUCUAUCCAUCUAUCUGUCUGUCUGUCUAUCUAUCUAUCUAUCUAUCUAUCUAUCUAUCUAUCUAUCUAUCUAUCUAUCUAUCUAUCUAUCUAUGUAUCCAUCUAUCUAUCCAUAUAUCUAUCUAUCGCAGCCUCUCUGUAUACAGUACAUCUGUCUGUUUGUGUCUGUCUGCCUGGCUCUGUGUUCAUCUGUCUGUAUCUGUUUGCAUUGCAAUGGCCUCCAAACAUAAACUUGACUCCCAGGAUCCUCAUUACCAAGAGGGGAGACGCGUGGCUCUUGAACUGAAACUAGACCGUGUUCUAGCUGAAGCCAGGACAGCAGCUGUGGAGAGGAAACGUGCACGCUCUGUAGGAGACCCUCCACAGACCUCUAAAAGGGAGUUUUUAGGACAUGGCAAGCCGAGGGGGAGGCAAGGAGGGCGACGCCAAGCUGCAGCUACAGUCACACACACCCCGGUCGAAUGCUCCUUGUCAUCCAGUGUGGAGGUUCCACUUACUGUACCCUCAGCAGAACUCAAUCCUCAAGAGCAAUUUGAAAAAAAUAUGGAGAGGCUCUCCGAUAUUUUGACGUCUUAUCCUUCUGCUGAGCCUCAGAAAAGCUCUGCAUCAUUAUGGUCUUUUCGGCAGCAGAAAGCCUCAGAGCGCUGGAAAGAAGCAAGACCAUACCACCUAAAAUGCCUUAUUGCAACAGAGGCUGUUGGUCAGCCAUUGUGUUGGCUUUGCCAUGAGCCUGCUGUUAUUAGGUGCAGAGAGUGUCUUCCUGAGGAGUGGUUCUGUAGCGACUGUGAUGUAUUGCAUCAUAAAAAACAGCCACUCCACAACAGGGAAUGCGUGAUUCAUGGGUUUUUUGAAGCCAUACCUCUAACCUCAUGCGUCAUUAAAGGGCGAGAUGGAUAUUGCAUCCAUGAGCAAGCUUGCAUUUUGCCAACAGUGAAGGCGCCAGACUGCUCCUGUGAAGGCACAAACUCCACCAUAUUACCGGGCAAACCAGUGAUUUUAAUUACCAUCAGUGGGCGUUUUGACUUGCAUCAGCCACUACAUGUAUGUCAAACGUGCCAGCAUCAGUGGACCCCUGACUUGAAGGACCUCCUUACACUUGUAGGAGUGGAUAUUGGCCAGCCUCUGUCACCAGCUCCACACUUUAUACACUGGACCUCCUCAACUCCUUUCAGGAACUCAAGGUCAUCUCUCCAGGAUUCUCCAGACAAGCCUUCGCAAAGCUGCUGGAGCAUCGCACUAAGAUUGGAGGAAGAUCUGGACAAAUCAACGGCGAUACACUACAGCGCAGCUUCUUAGAGUUUUCAUAUGUUUCAUUUGAGGAAGACCAGCUCUGCUGUGGUGCUCCUUUCACCUGCCCAGCCUGCACGCCAGAAAUGUUGGCUGUUUCAGCCGAUGGAAACAGAAAGCUAUAUCGCUUUCGCCGAGACACAAGAUGGUCUUUUGUUUCAGUCUUUUUAUUAAUUUAUUUAUUUUCUUUAUAUUUAAUAAUCUCUAUUAUUUUUCUUUCUUCCUCAGCUCUGAUGAUCCUGCCUUUUUUGAGGGGCUCUUUGUGGCUGAAGACGUUGCGGUGUCUAGAUUUGUGGAAACCAUACAGAAAGCAGUGAGA
Messenger RNA from Onychostoma macrolepis, 1826 nucleotides. RefSeq lists its product as uncharacterized. The record is from RefSeq and is a predicted model, not a curated record. The transcript is spliced from 10 exons. Bases 23 to 1516 code for a protein of 497 amino acids. NCBI's taxonomy places the organism in Eukaryota, Metazoa, Chordata, Actinopteri, Cypriniformes, Cyprinidae.